GUCUGCCGGUAUAACAUUUCAGUCUCCCAUGGGAUAUUAAUUUAACACACUGGAACCACUCUCCCAGAGGUAUAGAUAGAGAUGAGAACCGGAGCUAGUGAAUUAUAAAUCAGAGUCAGGUGGGGCAGGGUAAAGCAGAGAAAAUGCAGAGAGCUAAAGGGUGACUGAAGGCUGAAGUACAUAGGAGAUGGCUAGUGGAAGAUACUUCGAAGUUCAACAGGCGGACGGGAUUUGCCAGAGCUAGACCGCUAGAGAGGACCCCCUCGGCGGUGGGCGGAGAAAUUCAGUGCAAGCGAGCAUUUAACCAGAAUCAAAACAGGAACUGGGUAAGACAGAGGACAGAACAGCGGGAGGGUGUGAGUGAGAAAGGGAGCGUGGAGGAAGGAGGGGAGGUCAUCGAGGCAGGUCCCAGGUGAAGAGAGAUACAUCAGCAGGCAAAGCUGCCAACAGGAUAAAGCCCAGCCGGUCUGCUUGCGGUGUGGAAGGUCGGCGUUGGUCGGAAACAUGUUGGAGAGGGUAACCCGGGCACCGGCGAUGGUCCCGCUCCUCUGGACCACCCUGAUCUUCACUGGGUUAAGCAGCAGCGAGCAACCAGCGGCCCAGGACAUCAGCAAAGGAGUGGACUGGCUGACCCGUUACGGUUACCUGCCACGCCCGGACCCUAUGACGUCCCAGCUCCAGACCCUGGAGAGCUUGACCAGUGCCAUCAAGUCCAUGCAGAGAUUUGCUGGGAUUGAGGAGACUGGAAUUAUCGAUCAGAAGACGCUGGAAAUGAUGCGGAAACCGAGGUGCUCGCUCCCCGACAUUAUCGGCACCUCGGAGAUGAUGAGGAGGAAGAGGCGGAGGAGGAGGAGGCGGUACGCGCUCUCUGGGAGCGCCUGGGAGAAGAAGGUUCUCACCUGGAGGGUCAAUAAGUAUCCACAGGUAGCUGCUUUCCGGAAUCAGGACACAGUCACUAAUUUGCUAUACCAUGCCUUCCGGGUGUGGAGCAAUGUCUCGCCUUUGGAGUUCCAACAGUCGAGCGGGGAUGUAGAUAUCCUCAUUGAGUUUGGGAGGUCUCAGCAUGGUGACGGAUACCCGUUUGACGGAGCAGGGGGCACCUUGGCGCACGCCUUCUUCCCAGGGGAUUAUCCGAUAUCCGGAGAUACGCACUUUGACGAAGACGAGGUCUGGACCUACAACAGUAAAAGUGGUACAGACCUGUUUGCUGUUGCCAUCCACGAGUUCGGACACGCAAUUGGCCUCGGCCACUCCUCUGCUGGACAAUCGAUAAUGCAGCCUUACUACCAGGGUCCGGCCGGAGAUGUACAGAGUUACCAACUACCUCAAGAUGACAUCUAUGGGAUUGAACAACUGUACGGCAAGAAGCAAUCAGUUGGGAAUACGCCGGACGACGAUCCAGCCCUCAGCCCACGAAUCCCCGAAGUUCCUUAUCCUAGUAGCAAGCCUGGGUACAAAUCCCCUGAUCGCUGUACGGUAACAUUCGAUGCUAUUGCUAAUAUCCGAGGAGAAUCCUUCUUUUUUAAAGACCAUUACUUCUGGCGCAUACAACGUGCCGGCAACCUCGUCUCCCUGAAUCCGGCGCAGAUCAAUAACUUCUGGCAAGGGUUACCGGCGGACUUAAAGAAGGUUGACAGCGUCUACGAGAGGAUUACGGACCACAAGAUCGUCUUCUUCAUAGGUUCUCAGUAUUGGGUCUUCACCAACACGCAGGUGGAGUACGGUUAUCCACGGUCCAUUAGGGACUUUGGUCUGCCGGUAGACAGCGUGGAUGCGGUCUUUGUCUGGGCCCACAACGGCAAGACCUACUUCUUCAAAGACGACAAAUUCUGGAGAUUUGAUGACCAGAGUCAAAGAAUGGACUUGGGUUACCCCAAGGAAACGAGUCUCUGGAGAGGUGUGCCUUCUCACCUGGACGACAUCAUGUGCUUCACUAAUGGCACCACAUACUUCUUCAAAGGGCAAACCUACUGGAGGAUGGGAGCUGGUGAAAUUGAGGCUGAAUCUAAGGGUUCGACGCAUCGUGACUGGAUGCACUGUGACUUCCCAGAGGCCCCUCCUGUACCUAAAGACCCCAGGGUCGGGGGCUGUAGUUGCAUGCAGGAUCCGAACGCAGGCAGGGUCCUGAGCCCCAGCAGGGCCCUGCCACUGGCUGUUCUGGUGGCCCAUAUCUGCAGGCAGUACCUUCUGUUGGACUGAACUCUGAGUCUCAUUGUCUCCAACUGCCACCCCCUUGGAAAACCUUUGUCACAGGGCUUGUAAAGGGCACGGAACAAGUGCACACCUUGGGCCUCCUCUCCAGUGUCUUAACAGAGAAGCCGGAAGUAUUUUGAGCAAGGUGUUUUGUGAAAAUUGGUUAUAAUCACUUCCGGCUCUCUAUCCGCAUUUCUCUGCUCCCCUCCUCUUUACCUUUUGUUUUUUUUUCCUGUCCGGUGCCAAUUGCUCUUCUGUCUGUGUACACGGGGCACGUACGUGGUCAAUCCAGGCAGUGGGAUGAUGGGAUUAGUUUGACGAGCAUAAGCCAGCUGAAAGAACAAGGUGAUGGUCACCUUCUGCUGCAGAGAGAAUGGGGUCUUGGUAGUUGGAUGCAUCAUCAGUGCCUGCUGCCUCAGUGGCCCCUCCUUAGGGAAAGUGAGCGUCUCACGACUCAACCAUGCACUCGAUGCACCAACACACUCGAGUGAAGAAUUCACCUCUGACUUUGCACAAUCUUUGGCCAAUGGAAACCAAUUGAUUCUCCUUGGCAGCUUCAACAACUGAAUUGGAAAGGAGGUGAGCCAUUGGACAGGUAGGGCAGGCAAAAUGAAGGAAUGGCAAAAGAAUGGCAUACAAACCAGAAGCUUUUCACUGUAUCUCAGUAAAUGUGACAACAUUAAACCAGUACCAAUGUUCUUCUACUGAGAAGGUGAUUGGAACAGAAUCCUGGCACAAGCAAUGCCCAGUUUCACCAGAGAGGUGGGCAUGGUUGAGGUUAUUCUCCCCGCCCCAGGUGUUCCACCACUGACUAAGAACGUUGGCUUCUGUCAGCGAUCAGGCGCAGAAUUGCAAGGAACACUGCCCGAGACAAGUGGGCUGACCACCAACUAAGCCGAGGCCAGGAAUCACCCUGAUCCUUUAACAGUGAUGGUGCCAGAAACCAACAUUGAAAGACUCAAUGAUUACCCAAUAAGGAGAGCAUUUGUUUAGCAGUGGGAGUUCAUCCCCACUACCACCCUUCGGCUAUGACUACCCUUGUAGCCUUAGUAUCUCUUGGUGGUGGCAUCCGUCGGUCUCGAGAGACCAUGGAUCUGCACCUGGAGUUUUCAGGGCGCAGGCCUGGGCAGGGAGACCGGCAGCUUGGGCAACUGCCGGUGAAGGCAACAGUCCAAAGGAAGGGCACUAGGACCCAUGUGACCAGUGUCAUCGCACAGCAAUGUGUUGUUUGCUCAAGAACACAAACACGCUGUCUCAGCCGAGGCUCGAACCAGUGACCUUCAGGUUACUAGUCUGAUGCCUUGCCCACUAGGCCACACGCCAACACUUAAGAAACAUAUAACAUCUUGUACUGUCCUGGUUCACACUUUGCUGUGGGUAUUUCAUUUAGCAGCUCUGUAAGGGCAGUCUGUUCUGCUUUCAGCUUGUUGGGGUUAUCGUUGGAGAUAAGGGAUGAUGAGGAAUGUGUGUCGUCCAAUCAGGAUGGUGGAACUGGGAGGAGGUUUUUUUUUUGGUGAGGUUGGUCUCGGGGCUUUGGUUCGGUGUGAGAUGAAGAGGGAAGACGCUGGGGCGAACCGGUCGUAGGAUACCUGAGGUGGAUUGUGAACGACGUUCAGAAGGUGGUGCGUGCUUCGACGCAGUCCGAGGGCCCGGUGCCUGAGUGACAGAGAAGCUCAAGACAACUUGUGCACAUGGUAGUGACAUAUCGCACUAGGGGGAUAGUCACAACUCAGAAGUGGACCAAGAUGCCAUAUUAAACUAAUCCUAGUUGCCUAUAUAUGCUUUACACACCUAUCCAUUUCCUGCCUAUUUAUGUGUCUUGAAAACUGCUUUGCAUCUGUGUCAAACACGCCAGAUAAAAGAAUUGAAGUUUGUCCAACUACUUUCAGUUUAUACUUUCUAAUCCGGGUGACACCCUGAUAAACUUCCUUUCCAAAGCCUUCAGAUGUGGUGACCAGAACUUUACACAGUGCUCCAAACGUGACUUAACCAAGGUUCUAUGCAAUUGCAAUGUGACUUCCCAGUUUUUAUACCAACGAAGGCAAGAAUGCCCCAUACUUUUUCCACCCCGUCUCCUCAUGUCGCCACUUUCAGGGAGCUAUAGACUUGAACCCAAGAUCCCUCUGUUCAUCAACGCUCCUCGGGGUCAGAACCGGGUUUACUAUCCAUUGACAUACGUCGUAAGAAGUGUUUUUUUAGCAGCAGACAGUGCAAGUCAUAAAAAUUAUCAUAACUUUCAAAAUAAAUAAAUAAAUAGUUCCAAAGGGGAGUAGUGAGAAAGUGUUGUUGGGUUCAUGGGCCAUUCAGAAAUCUGUUGGCGGAAUGAACGAAAACAUUGCUAAAAUGUUCAGUGUGUGUCUUCAAGCCCCUGAUGGCAACAAUGAGAAGCCCUGAAUGAUUGAUGCCACCUUCUUGAGGUAUCACCUUUUGAAGAUGUCCUCAAUGCUGGGGAGGCAUUUUCCCCCUGAUUUUCUGCAUUUUUUUCUGAUCCUGCCCCUCCAUACGAGACGAUGAUGCACCCAGUUAGAAUGCUCUCAACGGUACCUCUGUCGAAAUUUGUGACUCUCCUUUGAUGGGAAAAUACCAAAAAUUUAAAACAAGUUAAAUGGCUAAUGUAAAAAGACAACUAAAGAUAUUACUGAGGAGGUGUACAUGGGUUCAAUGUCCAUUUGGAAAUCUGCUGGCAGAUGGGAAGAAGCUGUUUCUAACACAUUGGGUGUGGGUCUUUGGGCUCCUGUCCCUCCAUCUUGACGGCAGUAAAGAGAAGAGGGCAAGACCUGGAUGGUGAGGGCCUUCAAUGAUGGAUGACGUCUCUUGAAGAUGUGCUGCCAUUUACUGUACUCUUUCCUCUGACUUUUGUCCUCCAAAGUCCAAUACCUCACACUUUCCAAAAUAAACUUUAUCUUCCA
Hypanus sabinus (Atlantic stingray) is the source of this 5102-nucleotide messenger RNA. RefSeq names its product matrix metalloproteinase-17-like. Gene Ontology annotation, cellular component: extracellular matrix. The record is from RefSeq and is a predicted model, not a curated record. The transcript has 10 exons. Lineage: Eukaryota; Metazoa; Chordata; Chondrichthyes; Myliobatiformes; Dasyatidae. The coding region runs from base 505 to 2199 and encodes 564 amino acids. Gene Ontology annotation, biological process: proteolysis; extracellular matrix organization; collagen catabolic process. Gene Ontology annotation, molecular function: metalloendopeptidase activity; zinc ion binding.